Molecule: messenger RNA, 2124 nt
Organism: Anneissia japonica
Lineage: Eukaryota; Metazoa; Echinodermata; Crinoidea; Comatulida; Comatulidae
Product: arp2/3 complex-activating protein rickA-like
Exons: 7
Coding region: 1174-2064 (296 amino acids)
Source: RefSeq, a predicted model, not a curated record
UUGUAUCCGUUUGUUGUUUUCAAUGUUUAUCAAUAAUUGAAUUGCCUUUUACUGUUUGUCCAUGUCUUUCAUUUUAUGCAGCAGGCAAAAAGAAUUUAUUUCAUCACAUGUUUGGUUAAUGAUAAUAAAGCAAUCUUGAAUCUUAAACUAUUUUAUAUUAUGAAGGAGAUUGCAGUUCCAUUGGUGAUGUGGAAGAUGAAAAUAAGACCAAUUCAGAAAAUAAGACCAAUUCAAAAAAUAAUAUAAAAAAUUUGUUUACAGCUUGAGCAGUGGCUGAUCUAGGAUUAAAGAAUGGAGGAUGGCUAGGUAGUGUAUACAGGUUGUUCAUGGAGGCCUCGACCCCAGAACUUUCCACAUUCUGAGGUCUGUUAAUGAUGUUGAAGUCUCAUACAAAUAAAUAAAAUAAUUCUGGCUUUUCUGUUGACGGAUAAUAUCAACAAGACCAGAUGAAAUUAUUUGAUCAUAUGAUGAUAAUGAUUACAUAAACAGCAGCACAGUAUCAGUAGUGGAGCCUAAUAUGAGAGAAGAGAGUCAAUGGCUGGGGUGAAUGAGGGUGGGAAUGAGAUGAGCUUAAUUGUAGGUUAUUUGGUAAAAUGUAAACCACUCCACAAAGCAUCUUGACUUUAGAAAUGUUAACUUUGUUUCUAUUACUUGGUAUAAAGGGAUUGCUCUAGUCUAGGCCUAUGUAUUUUUGUGGGAAAGGUUAUCCACCCUAUUCACUUCUCCCCAUCCUAGAUCUAUCCUUGCUUGAGUUAUUUAAAUAGCUGUUGUUGCUGAUUGAUUGAUUGACAAAGAUUCUGAAGACCACCGGUACAGUAAUAUUAGCACAACAAGCGAUUGUGUUGUUAAGGGAAUGGUCUUAUAAUCAAUACUUAUGAUUCAAUCUUUGCAAGAUAUAAAAAAAAAUUGCACUGAUAUGUACGUAUAAUAUUUCUUUUAGGAUACUUCUUGUGAUUAUUUUUGCGUGAUACUUUCUAUGAAGUAUUUUUUAAAGUAGAAUGAUCGAUAUUGAUUUGUUUUAAGUUUUAUGUGUUAUUAUUUUUACAGGCCAAUCAGACGCCACAUGAUCUCUAUAUAAAGAAUACAUGUUGGAGGUAUGAUUUUACAAAUAGAGAAAAACACAAGGAAGAAGUCUUGCAACUUCUGCAAGGGAUUGCAGUCCCAGAAGUAAUUAUGGCUAGAGGAGAAGCAGCUCUGAAGGUUUUUAAUGAGGAGUUGGAAGAUGGGAAAAUUACAGUAAACCACGCACGAUUAAUGGUGACUGGAAAGGAGGGCGUUGGAAAAACGUGUUUGGUAAACACUCUGCUUGAAAAACCAUUUAAUGAAGCAGAACCAUCAACGGAUGGAAUUGUUUUGACUACUGCUUUCCAAACUACUGGUGUUGGUUGUAAGUGGAAAGAAACUGAGGACAUGGACGAGUGUGAACGGAUUAAGCUGAUAUAUGAUAAUGAAUUAGAAGGUAGAGUUGCUGAGAAAUUAAAACUAAAAAGUAAUCAAACAGAGGGAGUUGAAUCGACACCUCAACCAGCACUAGAAUCAGCAGCUCAACCAGCAUCUCUACCAGAACCAGCACCUCUACCAGCACCAGAACCAGCACCUCUACCAGCACCAGAACCAGCACCUCAACCAGCCCCUCUACCAGCACCAGCACACAUGCCUAAAAGAACGAGAACCCAGAAAUUAAUUAGGCGUGUGUUCUCUCCAUUCUCCAAAAAAAGGAGAAAAGGAAAACCAUCUUCCACACUAGAGUAUGAUGUGAUGUCAGGACCAAUAAAAACCGAACACAAAGAAGACGAACAGAAAACAAACCAAGCCACUAGUUCAAGCCAAGCACUCCCAUCUCAAACACCAAAAAGAAUACCAGAACUCAAAGAAGUAUCAAGCCAAGCACUUCCAUCUGAAAUUCAGGAAAGACUUGUUGAUAGAAUUACUAGAAAGACCUCACAGGCCAUUGAUAACAAAGAUAUGACUUAUAUCUGGGACUUUGCUGGCCAGCAGCUGUACUACAUCACACAUCGAGUAAGUACUUUAAGAACAUUAUCAAUGUUAUGUAAUGACACAUGAGUUCAGGGAGGGACUUUCACAGAUUUAUGAUUAUGGCACCUCUAGAUUGCUGGAAAUGGC